AGAAAUGUUAUCGUAUGGGGCCCUGGGAUUUCUGAUGGCGGUCCUGUGCAUGGGUAUUUACGUGUCUAAAUCUCUAACCUCAACUUGUUUCAAUGGCAGAUUGUUGAGGACAUAUGGCAUCUUCUUUCCAAAUACGUGGAAAAGAUGAUUCGAGAGAGGAUUCAGCCUGACAUACGCGCCAAAAGCAAUUAUCUUGCCUCGUUCCGUUUCAUCAACAUCGAUUUUGGCAAGAAGCCCCCACAGAUAAAGUCUUGGAAAACUCAUGCGGAUCCAGAAAAAAAGCAAAUAAUGUUGGAUCUCGAUAUCAGUUAUAAUGCCGACAUAAAGGUGGAUGCCGGUUUUACGGAAAAAACCCCCAUAGCCGGCAUCAAAUCUAUAAAGCUGGAGGGAAUCUUGCGGGUAAUUUUGGCACCGCUGAUGGAGGACUCACCCAUAUUUGGAGCACUGACCGUUUAUUUCCCUCAUCGUCCGGUAUUGGAACUACAAUGGACCGGAUUUGCCCACCUACUGAAUAUUCCUGGACUUCAAACGCUGUCGGAAAAAGAGCUUAUGAACCAAAUCGGACAGAUCAUCGUUGCGCCGCAGCAUUUCAGCCAUCCCCUUGCAGCCAGAUUUGAUUUGGCUAAGCUGCAGUUUUUAGAACCCAGGAAUGCGCUUCGUAUCCGAGUCAUAGAAGCCAAAAACCUUGUUGCCAAGGAAAUUUUAACCAAAUCGUCGAACCCUUAUGUUGUGAUAUGCGGAGGAGGAACAACAGCAAAGACAAGGGUGAUACACAAGAACUUGAAUCCAAAGUGGAAUGAGACCUUUGAGAUAUUAUAUUCUGACCUCCCAGACCAGGAGAUAGAAUUUAAUCUCAUCUCUGACAAAGGUGUUAAGAUAAACCAGCAAUUGGGCAGUUGCAGAAUUAGAAUUAAAGAGGUGCCAGAGAGAGGAUUCAUAGACAAGUGGAUAGAUUUGGAGAACGUAAAGUCUGGCCAGCUUCAUAUCAAGGUGACACGUCUCAGGCUACUUUCAGACCCAACACAACUGGAAGAGGUAAAGUCUCUGUUCCUUUACGCUGGCUACCGUGGAAAUACGUUGGAAUGUUUUGUUGGUGCAUCUAAUUUUUUUUUGGUUUUCCAGGUGCUGAAAGUAAAUGAACAAUCGCGGCCAAAAAGAGAAAAUGAGAUUGCUUCAGCCGUUUUAUACACCUAUAUUGAAAAAGGAAGGGGUCUGCCUGUUAUACAAGUGAAGAAGGACAAUCUGAAAGCGUUAGCUGUCGUGCAGGUUGGCGUUGAAGACAAUGUAAAGAAGAUUGGAAGCAGAAUAAAUAACGGAGAAGCAGAGUGGAAAAAGAGGUUCCAGUUCUUGAUAAGGAACCCACUUAAUGAGGAACUGAAGCUUAAGGUUCACAAUGAACACAAUAAGCCCAUCGGAAGUAUUACUGUGCGCCUAUCUCGCCUUCUGGCUGCUUCGGAAAUGACCUUGCAGGACUGGCUGCCCCUGGAAUCAACUGAACAGAAUAGUGAAAUCCGGGUGAAAUUACAAUUGAGGAUUUUGACCCCUGAUGUUGGAGCUCCAUCGCCCCAAGGAAAGACCAAGGCUCAAUAUAUCAAACCACGGACCAAAGUCAAGAAGCACUGAGCGUUCAUUUUACAAUCAUUAGGUGACUGGCCAGUCUACCAACUCAUAGACACAAUCCACACAAUCUAUUUGAUGAAUUAGAGCCAACAGAAAUUCCAAAUAAAGAAUUUAUUCCUGAUUCAAAUGAUAUUGUUUACCCGUUAUUAAGAUCAAAGCUAACGCGCAGGUCUCCCUCCCACGGUUGGACAGAUCUCAAGUCCUUUAUAGGAGUUAAAUGGAACAUAUGGAACAUACAGGCACAUUAGCUCAUAAGUGGUUGGACGUGGAAAAGUUUCAUAGUGACUUAAUGCAGUGUUGUAUUUGAAGAAAUCUAAAUAUUUCCUCUUGGGGAAUGUUAUACUGGUCACGCAAUUGUUGCACUGAGAGUAAGGGUGUCCAUUUAGUAAGGGUAAAUAUUGUAGUCAGGUUGUUUUGUUCCCAACCCUGGAAGGUCCCACCAGAAAUCCCUGGAGGAAAGUCUGGGUUAGACAAAAAUACAGCUGGCUUAGAUGGAGAAACAAACUUAUAAGGCCAAAUGUGCCGUAUCUUGAGAGAAUGUGACAAUAUUUGGGUGUGUCCUUAAUUGUAGAGCAAAGCGUUUAGAACAUAAUACAUUUUGAACAUGCCCACUGUGCCGUGGUAUGAGUUGACCUCUUUGGGCUUCUAUAUAGUAAUAGUGAAGGUUUUAGGCUUCCCUUCUAUUGCUUCUGGAAGCAGUAUAAGAGUUAAAUCUGGUUCUUUUGUUAUCCCACAAAAAUGUAUUGAAAACUUUUAGUAAAUAUUCUAUGCCCUCUGGAGGAGUAACAACUUUCGUGGUGUGGAGAUGCGUACGGACAUCAAAGAUGUCUAUGAAGCAAAGCAACAUGGUACUUUUGUAUUUCAAGAAGAAGUUUAAUUCUGCUGAGGAUCUGAGGAGGAGGAUGAAGAAGGAAGAAUGGGAGGAUUUAAUACCAACACAGAACUUUUGUAUUUUGAAAAGAAGGUAGCAUGCGGUAAAGUAACUCAUGAUCUGCCCACAAUCUGAGGAGGAUGACAAUGGAGGAGGAACUUAGAAGACUACAUUUUAUCUCCUACAUGAAUAAUUCAUUCAACUACCCUGAUGUAGCCUCUCGUCACCCUUUGGCAUCAGUUGUGAGCCAUGCAAGUACUUUUGGGGCAGAGGAGAAGGAAGAGGACAUCAAAGAUGCCCAUGAAGCAAGCCAACAUUGAACUUUUGUAUUACAAAUAGAAGAUAUUUUGUUCUUGUAACAUUUCAAUGCCCAUGAAUGUCAACUGGAAUGUCAACAGGCUCCCACCAGUCUGUAGAGGACGAACGAGGAAGAGGAGGACUUAACAUAAACAUCAAUGCUGCUACCUAAGGCCACAACUCACCCUCUAUGUGUCAGUACCUUCUAGGUUGCACCCUCAUUGUCCCUGACCUUUGGCCUGACUUCUCAUGAUGGAACAUCUACUGUCUGUCUUGCUUAUCCGUUAUUAAGAUCAAAGCUAACUCGCAGGUCUCCUUCCCAUGGUUGGACAAAUUUAAAAUCCUUUAUAGGAGUUAAAUGGAACAUAUGGUCAUACAGGAUCUAGUAUCCAAGGCAAAUUAGCUUAUAAGAGACUUAGUGCAGUAUUGUACUUGAAGAAAUCUAAAUAUUUCCUCUUGGGGAAUGUUAUACUGGUCACACAACUGUGGCACUGAGAGUAAGGGUGUCCAUUUAGUAAGGGAAUAUACUGUAGUCAGGUUGUUUUGUUUUCACCACUGGAAGGUCCCACCAGAAAUCACUGGAGGAAAGUCUGGGUUAGACAAAAAAACAGCUGGUUUAGAUGGAGAAACAAACUUAUAAGGCCAAAUCUGUGCCGUAUCUUGAGAGAAUUUGACAGAAAUCCCCAGAGGAAAGUCUGGGUUAGACAACCCUGAGAGAAUGUGACAAUAUUGGGUGUGCCCUUAUUUAUAGAGGGAAGCGUUUAGAACAUAAGGGGGGAUGAAG
This is a messenger RNA of Xenopus laevis (African clawed frog), 3572 nucleotides long. Its product is annotated as extended synaptotagmin-1-like. NCBI's taxonomy places the organism in Eukaryota, Metazoa, Chordata, Amphibia, Anura, Pipidae. The record is from RefSeq and is a predicted model, not a curated record. The coding region runs from base 145 to 1623 and encodes 492 amino acids. The transcript is spliced from 14 exons.